AUGAGGAAUCCGCCUCUGCACAAGGGCAUGAGGAUCAUGUGUCCAGCCGCCGCGUGUGGCAAGAGACGCGAGUCAGCAGAUUCUUCGUAUGCUUCCACCUCUCCAAGAGGCAAUUUUGCGCCUCAAUCAUUUAGUCUCUUAGUGAGCGCCCCCAUCGUUGGUCCAGCCGAGCCUCAGCGACAGGCUGCGUUGUUGAAAGCACCGGGGGACAUGUUCACAAGCAUCAUUCACAAUGAUCCAAAAUUAUCACAAGUCCAAAAGCUUCAGUAUCUCAUGUCAUAUGUUGAAGAUGAUGCAGAACGAAUGAUAUCCACUCUCUCAGUCACUGAGGAAAAUUACGAGGCUGCAUGGAAUAUUCUGGUAAAGCAUUAUGAUGAUAAAUUUACAGUGAUUCACAGUCAAAUUGAUCGUUUUUGCAAAAUUCCAAUUGUGACCACUGCCACAGCUGCUUCAAUCACAGGACUUUAUUCCACAGCCAGUUCAGUCCUCAAUUCACUUGAUGCCCUUGAUGUUAAAAAUCGUGAUCCUUGGAUUAUUUAUUUCCUGCUUUCUAAACUAGACCAAGAAACUAAGGGACUCUGGGCUCAAGAUUCCGCCAAUAAAAUGCCCACUUGUAAUGACUUUAUGUCUUUUCUCGAUAAAAGGGUGCGAGCUCUACGUUCUAAUACCUCAAGAACUACCCCAACUCCAUCUAUUAUACCGGCAACACCGGCUACUAGCCCACAAGUUGCUUCUAUAGUACAGGAAACCCAAUCCACGGGUCCAUGCACAGCCAAUAGUGCUACUAAUUCAACAACGCCAAUUACAUUGGCCAAUGCCUCUGCUAUAAAUUCCAUUUCCGGGAUCUCUCACAUUCCCAAAAAGGUUUUCUUAGAGACUGCAAUAGUGCAUGUUCUCGAUCGAAAUGGCGUGCCUACUCAGUGCCGGGCACUUUUGGAUUCAGGUGCUCAGGUUAACCUAAUCUCUCAGUCUCUCUAUCAGCGUCUGAAAUUACCAAGGACUAUAUCUAAUAUUUUCAUUGGGAGUGUCGUCCAGGGAGGUUCUCGUUCCAAAUAUCAAACUGAGUGCAAUGUACAUUCUUUGGUGGACAAUGUGAAUUUCACUAUGUCUUGCCAGAUUGUGUCUUCAGUACUUGAGCAGAAGAUUCCAAAUUGGGAAAUACAUGAAGCCCAACUCAAAAUUCCAUCGGGCUAUAAAUUAGCUGACCCAACCUGGUUUGUCUCUCAGCCCAUUGAUUUGCUUAUCAGCAAUGAAUUCUAUAAUGACCUAAUUUCUGGUUCAGUUAUCAAACUAGGCACUGGGCUGCCAGUUCUGAAGGAGUCCUGCCUAGGCUGGGUAAUUUCUGGUCCAUAUCAACCAGAACCAAAUCCCAUAACAUGUUCAGUUGUUGCUACAACACUUGCUUCCAUUGAUGUUACUUUGAAAAAAUUCUGGGCUUCGGAAGAAAUCGAACCACCUCGCCAUUCCAAUUCUGACCAUUUAAAGGUGGAAGAAAUUUUCCGAGAAACCACAAUUCGCGACGCCACUGGUCGUUAUGUUACACAUAUCCCAUUUAAGCCCAAUCUCACUCGACUUGGCACUAAUUUGCCAAAUGCCACAAAGCAAUUUUUGGCGUUGGAAGCUAAGCUCCAGAGGAACCCCACCCUCAAAGCCAAUUACGACAAAGCGAUGUCGGAGAAUUUUACUCUUCAAUUUUUCGAAAAGGUUCCAGAUGAAGAAUUGAAUCGACCCUCUUAUUAUUUACCCCACCACGCCGUGGUAAAGACCACUGAAAAUUCCACCAAAACAAGAGUUGUCAUGAACGCCAGUUCAAAAAGCCAAACAGGACUCAGUCUUAAUGAUGUUGCCAUGAUGGGCCCCACAGUCCAACCUGAUAUUGUCGAAAUCCUUCUACGAUUUCGAAUAAAUGAGUUCGCCUUUACAUGUGACAUUGAAAAGAUGUAUCCUCAAAUUCUUAUCCAUCCCCCUCACCGUGAUUAUCACAGAAUUUUGUGGAGAUUUCAUCCAGAUCAUCCCAUAACACAUUAUCGUGCCAGAGGAGUUUGUUUUGGUGUUACAUCAUCCCCAUUUUUAGCCACUAGGGUCUUGAAUGAUCUGUCUGAGCAAGGAAAAUUCACUCAUCCAUUGGCCAGUCAUCUGCUCACGCACAAUUUUUAUGUGGAUGAUUGUUUGGUAUCUGUGCCAUCAGUCGAACACGCCCGCCAGUCGAUUGAAGAACUACAAAAUCUUUUAUCAAGUGCUGGUAUGAAAUUGGCCAAAUGGAAUGCUAAUGAUCCUAGUAUUGUAGCCUCAUCAUCUCUCAGUUCUGACCAAAGUUCAGCUCACACAAACUCAUCAGCUCUUGGCAUGACGUGGCACUCAACUACUGACCGCUUUCAUUAUAAACUAUCACUCGACUUUACCUUAGCUCGCACAAAAAGGGACAUUCUUGCUUGUGUUGCGUCGCUGUAUGACCCAUUAGGUUUAAUAGGUCCUAUUGUUUUACGCGGAAAAUUAAUCCUCCAAGUAAUGUGGAAACAUGAGUUAGGAUGGGAUCAACCCAUCCCCGAUCACAUCCUUGUGGAAUGGAUGCGUUACUCCAAAGCUCUGCCCGCUAUUAAAGCCCUGACCAUUCCACGUUGGAUAUCCAAUAUGUCUGGGUCGAUACUAAGGGAAGUUCACAUAUUCACAGAUGCCAGUUCAUAUGCAUACGGCGCUGUAGCAUAUGCUGUCACUGAAAACCUCCAAGGUCACUUAAUGUCCCAAAUUAUUAUGGCUAAAUCCAAAAUUGCUCCCACCGAUCCCCCCACUAUACCACGCCUAGAGCUUUGUGCGGCUCUACUUGGAGCUCGUCUCCUUAAUAAGAUUCGUAAAUCCAUAAACACUACUGAAUAUUUUAUGUGGACUGACUCUACUAUUGUGUUAGGUCAAAUUCGGUCCAAGCGCACUAAACUUGAUUCUUACAUUCUCAGUAGAAUUACUGAAAUUCAAUCAUUGACACAUGUCCACAAAUGGAGCCAUGUCCCAACUGAUAUAAAUCCAGCUGAUAUAAUUUCACGUGGCAUGCUCCCACUUGAGUUGAUAAACGAUACAUUGUGGUGGAAUGGCCCACAGUUUGUCACACAAACUAUUAAUCUAUGGCCACUGGAUCCAACCAGAAAUCUUCCGGAACCAUUAGCAAUGGUGGCUGUUCCGCGUAAAAGAAAUAUCCAUCCUAUUGAGUUGAUCCUUUCUCGAUCCAAUAAAUUCCGUAAAGUCACGCGCAUCCUUGCCUAUGUCUUGCGCAUAUUUUCCAAAACCAAAACCACCGUACCCUUAACCCCAGUCGAUUUAGAUCAUGCCGAGAAAAGGCUCAUCUCCUUCGCCCAAGACACGUACCUUCACGGGGCAAAGCUUGCUAUCCAGAAAGGAAACUUGACAUCUACUCGAGCUUUCCGUCAUCUAUGGCCACUCAGUCUGUUUGUGGAUCAUCAAGGUUUAAUACGUGUCGGAGGAAGGUUGAAGAACUCUUCAGAGGGAUAUGACAUUCGUCACCCAAUUUUGCUACCCAAAUGCAAUCUGUCCUACAUGAUUGCCACACAACUUCACCAAGAUCAUCAACAUAUUGGGCCUCAACUGCUGCUAGCUACGUUGAGACAAAGAUAUUGGCCUCUAGGCUCUCGGGAUCUCACCAGAAAAGUGUGCAGAACAUGUAUUACAUGUUUUCGGCACAAGCCUACUCUCCUCAACCAGCUGAUGGGGAAUCUACCACUAGACCGGUUGACUCUCAGUACUCCAUUUGCUGCUUGUGCUGUUGACUUCUGUGGACCUGUUUUAACCAGACCCGCCUACAAACGCGGAGGUGCUUCCUACAAAACCUAUAUAUGUGCCUUCGUUUGCUUUGCCACCAAGGCCAUUCAUUUGGAAGUAGUGGGUGAUCUUACCACCAAUUCAUUUAUUGCCGCUCUUAGGAGGUUCAUAUCUCGUCGCUCUACUCCAUCGCACAUUUAUUGCGAUAAUGCCACUAAUUUCCGUGGAGCUGACGCACUUCUAAAAAAUCUGCUUAAUCAACUAAAAUCAGAGUCUAGUUUCCAUGAUGAAUGUACCACCAAAGGCAUAACGUUCCAUUUUAUGCCACCACGAUCUCCGCAUCAUGGAGGUCUCCAUGAAGCCGCCAUUAAAUCUUUGAAGUUUCAUUUACGGAGAGAAAUAGGAUCCACCAUCCUAACCUUUGAGGAACUCUCCACGGUGAUCUGCCAAGUGGAAGCUAUUUUAAAUAGCCGACCUUUAACACCGCUGCCAGAAGACCCCAAUGAGCCUGCAGCUUUGACUCCCGGUCAUUUCCUUGUUGGAAAGCCAUUGAAUAUGCUUCCUGAGAUCAAUCUCACCACCGUUUCACCUCACUCUCUUACCAGAUGGCAACUAUGUCAAAAACUACUGCAACACUUCGCAUCUAGGUGGAGAAGAGAGUACAUACAUACACUACAGCCCAAAAAGAAGUGGUACACGUCUCAGGAUAACAUCAAGCCAGGUGAUCUUGUCCUCCUACAAGAGGAUCAGGCUACUCCCAGUCACUGGCCUAUGGGAAUCGUGGAAGCCACACAUACUGGAGAGGACGGAAAAUGUCGUGUUGUUACCAUACGCACUACAAAGGGUACCUACCAACGGGCCAUUCAACGUAUUGCUUUACUACCAAUAGAGGGAUUACCACCCUCGGAACCCGGCCCCGGAGCAAUGUUGACGCAUCAUUCCCAUCCAUGA
This is a messenger RNA of Phlebotomus papatasi, 4719 nucleotides long. RefSeq lists its product as uncharacterized. The record is from RefSeq and is a predicted model, not a curated record. Gene Ontology annotation, molecular function: nucleic acid binding; aspartic-type endopeptidase activity. Bases 1 to 4719 code for a protein of 1572 amino acids. The transcript has 4 exons. Gene Ontology annotation, biological process: proteolysis; DNA integration. Lineage: Eukaryota; Metazoa; Arthropoda; Insecta; Diptera; Psychodidae.